This is a messenger RNA of [Torrubiella] hemipterigena, 951 nucleotides long. The record is from the annotation of a GenBank genome assembly. NCBI's taxonomy places the organism in Eukaryota, Fungi, Ascomycota, Sordariomycetes, Hypocreales, Clavicipitaceae.
AUGCGCAAUACCGCCUCUUCUCAAAAUCCGCCGCCGACGCGCGGCUUGCCUCUGGAUGCUUCACAAAUGACGGCCACGCAGAAGCCGCGCAGCUGCGUGACGUGCCGCGCCCGCAAAGUCCGCUGCGACAAGAAGACGCCGUGCUCACACUGCGCGAGAGCUCGGAUUGCGUGUGUCUUGCCUCCUCUGGAUAAACGCCCGCGAUGGGCAAACAAGAUUGAAAAGUCUGCUGCGUAUGUCAAUGCAUCCACAGAGGCGGGUGGUAGUAGUGGUGGCGGAGGGGGAGUCAAUCAGAUGCUCGCGAGGCUCAAUACGCUCGAGGACUUGCUGAGAAGGUAUGAGUCGCAGGGAUCGCCAGUUGCACCGAACCCGUCAAGCCAGUUACAUUCGGAAUCUGCAUCGUUGUCGAGGAGAGAACAAUCGCAGGUGCAAAGGCCGGGGAGGCUGGUGGCGGGUGACGAGAGCCAGAGUCGCUAUGUGGGCACUAGCUUCUGGGCCAAGAUUAAUGACGAGAUAAGUGCAUUGCGAGUAGAUACUCGAGCGUUGGCACCUGAACAGCACGAUUCAUCUGACGAUGAUGCUGCGGCUAGAGCGCCGCCGCCAACAGAAGAGUUCCAUCGACGGCCAAAUGAGCGCAGUGGAUUCAUUUUUGGCAUGAAUCACUUACCGAACAACAACAGCUUGGCCAGUUUACAUCCUCUCCCGUCGCAGAUUCCCUUUAUUUUCAACACUUUCCACGAAAACGCCAACAGCCAGAGCCAGCUGGUCGAUAUGCCAACGCUGGAAAAGAUGAUCCGAGAUUUGCCUGGUAGCGACCUUUCUGCGCUGUCGCCUGUAAAUGAGGCACUCUUGUUUUCUAUUUACUAUGCAACGAUUACCUCCAUGGACGAUGAUGCUGUAAGAAUCUCAUCUUGUCAACCAGUCCCCGUCCUAGCUAACAUCCACUUGUAG